Molecule: messenger RNA, 2674 nt
Organism: Cajanus cajan (pigeon pea)
Lineage: Eukaryota; Viridiplantae; Streptophyta; Magnoliopsida; Fabales; Fabaceae
Source: RefSeq, a predicted model, not a curated record
UCUUCCGUUACCAUAAUAAUAACUCACCAACACCAACCUCUCUUUAUUUGUUCUCUUUGCAACUGCUUCUCUCUUAUCAAUGCUCAAACCCAUUCACCACUUUCUCCCAACCCAUUGCAGCUUCCAGAUCUCACAUUCCUUCCGCACCAAAUGGGAAGCAAAUGGAGGAAAAUGAAGCUUGCUAUUGGGAUCAACAUGUGCGUUCAGCUCCCCAAAACCAUCGAUCACUCCUCCUCCUCCCUCCCCUCCGCCACCACCUUCUCCGACCGCCCUUCGCCCUCCACUCCCACAUCCUCCGCCCUCCGCCUCUCCAGAUCCAAGUCCAAAUCCUCCAAGGGGACAUGUGCAAUUUGCCUGAACUCAAUGAAACCAGGGCAGGGACAUGCCAUUUUUACUGCGGAAUGUUCUCACUCUUUCCAUUUCCAAUGCAUCACAUCUAAUGUGAAGCACGGGAACCGGAUUUGCCCCGUCUGCAGAGCAAAAUGGAAGGAGGUUCCUUUCCAGAGUCGUGUUUCUAAGGUUUCCCAUGACAUCAACCGAAUAAACUCGCCGCGAAACGAUUCCUGGACAACUGUCCUAGGGAGGAUUCCUCCCCAACAUGUUGGUACAGGUCCACAAAAUGCAUCAUCUCAUAAUAAUGUUACUGAACCAGCUAUCUUUGAUGAUGAUGAAGAAGUCUUGGAACAACAAAUUUCAGUUACUGAUGACAUGAACGAGGCUGAGCGCAAUGCAAUAAACAAAAUGGAGAUCAGAAUAUAUCCUGAAGUUUCAGCUGUUCCAAAGUCAGCCUCUCAUGAUAACUUUGCUGUAUUGAUUCAUCUCAAAGCCCCCCGGAGAAAACAAAAUAGUGACAGAAACAAUAAUGAAUCACCAUCAGCUCAAAAUUCUCGUGCUCCAAUUGAUCUUGUCACGGUUCUUGAUGUGAGCGGUAGCAUGUCAGGUACAAAGAUUGCACUACUAAAACGAGCCAUGGGUUUUGUCAUACAGAAUCUGAGUUCAUCAGACCGGCUUUCUGUCAUCACCUUCUCUUCCACAGCGCGCCGCAUCUUUCCUCUUCGGAGGAUGACUGAUGCUGGAAAACAGGAUGCACUGCAGGCAGUUAAUUCUUUGAUUCCAAAUGGUGUUACAAACAUUGCUGAAGGAUUAAAGAAAGGUGCCAAAGUGUUUGUUGAUCGCAGGUGGAAGAACCCAGUUGGCAGUAUCAUAUUACUAUCAGAUGGACAGGAUUCAUCCAUAAACAGUAGCAGGCCUAGUUUUGGAAAUGAUUACCGGUCACUUGUCCCAAAUUCCAUUCAUCGUGACAAUGGUGAUGGUUUGCAUAUACCAGUGCAUGCAUUUGGCUUUGGUGUUGACCAUGAUGCUUCUGCAAUGCACUCAAUCUCUGAGAUAUCUGGGGGUACUUUUUCUUUCAUUGAAGCUGAGGAUGUGAUCCAGGAUGCAUUUGCACAGUGCAUUGGAGGACUAUUGAGUGUGGUGGUUCAGGAAUUACAACUAGAAGUCCAGUGUGUUCAUCCCCAUCUGCAUCUUGGUUCUGUAAAAGCAGGAAGUUACCAAACUAGCUUGAUUGACAGUGGAAAAAUGGCAUCUAUCAGGGUGGGAGAUCUAUAUGCUGAAGAAGAAAGAGACUUUUUGGUGACAGUGAAUGUGCCAGUUGAUAAGUCCAGUUCUGAGAUGUCUUUGUUGAUAGUUAAAGGUGUUUAUAGGGACCCUGUCACAAAGGAAAUGGUGGCAUUGGGAGUAAAUAGUGAAGUAAAGAUUGAGAGACCUGAUGUAGCUAGAGAUGUAGUUGUGUCAAUAGAAGUAGACAAGCAGAGAAACAGACUUGAGGCUGCUGAGGCAAUGGCCGAGGCUAGAGCUAAAGCCGAACGCGGAGAUUUGACUGGUGCAGUUUCUGUGCUAGAGAGAUGUCACCAGGCAUUGAAUGAAACUAUAUCUGCCAAAGCUGGUGAUGAACUAUGCAUUGCUCUCUCUGCUGAACUGAAGGAGAUGCAGGAAAGGAUGGCGAACCAACGUGUUUAUGAACAGUCUGGAAGGGCUUAUGUUCUCUCAGGAUUGUGUGCUCAUUCAGGGCAAAGGGCAACUGCAAGAGGAGAUUAUUCAGACAGCACCAGUUUUGUGAAUGCAUACAGAACACCUUCCAUGGCAGACAUGGUUACUCGUUCUCAAACCAUGCUUUUGAGGACUCCACAACCUGUAAAUGUUCUCAGACCUGCUAGAUCCUAUUCUGACCGGCAGCCAAAAAAAUAAUUAUUUGAGAAUUUCUCCUCAGGCUAAUACAUAUACUUAUGUGGAGGCAUUUAAGUUUCUUCUUUACCUUUUUUUCCCUUAUGGUUUUGGCAAGGUGGUGGGAUAAUAUUGGAAAGUGGAAAGGAAUGAGUUAUGAGUAGUUAUCAAGUAACCUUUUUGUUUUUAGUUGAAUUGUAUAUCUUUUGGAGAAGAGGGUAUAGCAACGUAGCAGUGGAGAUAUUUGAGAGAAUUUCUUCCAUUGAAUUACAUACAUGGUAUACUAUAUGCUUCUUAUUCUUUUUAUUAGUGUUGCUCCUUCUUUUCCAGUUAUAUGGUUUUCACUUUGUUCUAAGUGUAUCAAUGGCUUCACUUUAUAGGCUUCACAAGAAAAAUAGUUUUCUGAUUAAGGCGAUUCAUUUCGCAUAAUGCAGCAUGUGAUUUCAUAUAC